CAUGACUAAUGCGGGCAGAAUCGCUCACCGCUUGUGCCCAACCCCACCAACUCCCGUCACCUGCAGAUUCAUGACUGCCUGCCCGUCCAGCUGGAGUGCCCUGCACAUUGAGUCCAGCGUCGGCCCCGCGCCUUGGACUGCCCGUCGCCCAGUAUUAAACCCCCAUCCACUCCCGGCAACCACGCAGGGAGUGCGCGCACGUGUCGAACCUCUAUCAGUCUCGCUUCCUGAAUCACUCCCCCGGGCGCGCGCUCUUUGCUUGCAUCAUGGCGGUCGCACAGGUGCCCCGCAGCUUCAAGCUCCUUGCCGAGCUGGAGAAGGGGGAGAAAGGCUUGGGUGCCGGCGCCUGCUCGUACGGUCUGGAGGACUCGGAGGACAUUCUCCUGACGAACUGGAGAGGAACUAUCUGGGGCCCGCCACAUGGCAACCACGAGAACCGAAUCUACGAGCUCAAGAUGCACUGCGGUGACAACUACCCCAAGGAGCCGCCCGUCAUCCACUUUGUCAGCCAGAUCAACCUUCCCGGCGUCAACAACACCAACGGCCUGAUCGACCCCAAGGCCAUCCCGAUCUUGCGUGACUGGGUUCGCAUCGCUGCCGAGCUGUCAAAGAACCCCCGGCCAAAGGAGGACCCUCUGAGCCUGGAGGCUGCUUUGAUCUCGAUACGAAAGUUUAUGGACGAGCACAAGAAGCUUCCGCAGCCCCCUGAGGGCUCGAGAUACGCCAUCUACGAGAACUCUAAAUAGAAACGCUAUACACAAAUGUGUUGGGAGGAAAGCCACAUGUUUCGUGAUUUCUAGUGCUACACAACCAACGCAAGAGGAGGAUUGACGGCUAUAUGUAGGCGAGUGGAGGGAGCGCAGUUUCUACAGUAUGUUACCAUAUUUUACAUGCAGCGAUAACUUUCAUUCUUAUAGCAUCCUGCCCGUGCUGCCUGUAAGGAUUGCCUCGCCGCUCUUUCCCGAUGCCGGGCGUUUAGUCUUGUC
Molecule: messenger RNA, 986 nt
Organism: Gaeumannomyces tritici R3-111a-1
Lineage: Eukaryota; Fungi; Ascomycota; Sordariomycetes; Magnaporthales; Magnaporthaceae
Exons: 4
Coding region: 267-746 (159 amino acids)
Source: RefSeq, a predicted model, not a curated record